This is a messenger RNA of Esox lucius (northern pike), 1443 nucleotides long. RefSeq names its product golgin subfamily A member 6-like protein 6. The transcript has 5 exons. The coding region runs from base 70 to 1332 and encodes 420 amino acids. Lineage: Eukaryota; Metazoa; Chordata; Actinopteri; Esociformes; Esocidae. The record is from RefSeq and is a predicted model, not a curated record.
AAAUAGUGUUAAACAAUUAUUCCAGUAUUCGGAAUUAUCUGCCGCUUGAAUACUUUCUUCACGGAAAUAAUGUCCGAUACUGAAAAGAAGAAGUCGUGGCAGGACUUGGUUGACUCCAGUCUUCAGGAGAAGAUUAGUGAGGAGAGGAUAUGGAGGGAGAAGAUGUUCAGUAGCCUGAAGAUAGAGGUGGAAAGCUGGAUCAUUGAGAUGCAGCAGGAGUGGAGGCUGAGGGAGAGGACUCACAGAGACCAGGUCUACAAGCUGCUGCUUAUGGACCUUCCUCAGAGGAAGAGAGCCAUUGACCGCCUCAGAGAGAUGGACCUCCUCAACAGUCAGCUGGAUAGAGCGGAGGACAGAGAGGAGAGAUGGAAGUCCCUGAGAGAUGCCUGCCUGGUAAACAAGCUGAGGGAGGAGAAGAAAAAUGAGAAUGAGAAAAUGAUGAGCUUGAAGGCAGAGCUGGAGCAACAGAAAACAGAUGUGGACAGAAGGGAGAGAAAGGUGCAGCAAAUGGAGAGGGACAUCCUGACCAAGACAAAUGAAGUCAAUUACAAAGUCAUCUCUGUGAACAGAAAGGUGAUUGCUCUAAGGUCUAUGGCUGAGAACAUCAAAAAGGAGCAAAAAACCCUGUUGAGAGUCCAGGGCAGGCAUGAACACCUGGGACCAGGUGAAGAACUCCUGAGCAGUCCACAGAACCAGGGUGUGAAAAUGCACACUUUGAGGAAACAGGAACCCUCUAAGGUUAGGAGCCCGGCAAAGAAACAGGGAGCAAAUGCAAAAAUCCUGAGAGUGCGAGAGUUUCAGGGAAGUCCAAAAAAACAGGAAUCUCGGAUGCAAGAUUUCCAGACAGGGACAAAGAACUUGACAACUCAACAGAGCACCAAAAAUCUGGAUGCAAUGAAAAGUGUCAAGCAGACCAGAGCCAGAGAGGAUCCUUUUGUGAGAGCACAUGAAGUGCCAGAGGCUGCACAGAGUGAGAGAGAGGAAAAGCCAAGAGAGCAGUCCUUCACAGAGCAAAUGGUGAAAAAGAAAGCAGACUUCCUAAAGAAAAUAGAUGAGACGAUGAAUGAGAGAAGGCAGACGAAGAGGGAGAAUGAGCAGAGGAAGUGGGAGGAGUUACAGAAGAGGCAGGAGAUGUGGCAGAGGAAGAGGGAGAGUGAACAGAGGAAGUGGGAGGAGUGGGAGAGAAAGGAGAGGGAAUGGAAGGAAGAGCGAAUGACUGAGGAGCAGAAGAAGAGACGGGCAGAUAAAGAGGAAGCGGAGAGGGUUAAGGCACUGCUUCCCAAGAAAAAGAACAAAUUCAAGUCAUUUGUUUUUCAUUUAUUCUUUGUGUAAUUCAAAACCAAGUUCAGCAAACUCAAAUCUGGCUUGUAGCAGUGGAGAAAUGAUAACACACGAUUUCCCUUUGGCCUCAGUUUAACAUCUAGCAUUUAUAAAAUGGAAUAA